Cicer arietinum (chickpea) is the source of this 630-nucleotide messenger RNA. RefSeq names its product nucleobase-ascorbate transporter 2-like. The record is from RefSeq and is a predicted model, not a curated record. NCBI's taxonomy places the organism in Eukaryota, Viridiplantae, Streptophyta, Magnoliopsida, Fabales, Fabaceae.
AUAAAUAAAGCAUACAAAUUAUAUUGAAUUUUUUAUAUCUAUAAACCAUAGUUGAAACUAAUGUCUUUUCCAUAUAUCUCCAGAGAUUUCUUAGCACCAUGAGAGCAGUCCAAGGUGCACUAAUUGUAGCAUCGAGUAUACAAAUUAUUUUUGGGAUUUAGUCAAAUUUGGGCUAUUUGUUCUAGAUUCUUCAGUCCACUUGGAAUGGUUCCAGUAAUUACAUUAGUUGGUUUUGGAUUAUUUGACAGAGGUUUCCCUCUGGUUGGGACUUGUGUUGAAAUUGGAAUUCCCAUGCUGAUCUUGUUCAUAGUCUUCUCCCAGUACUUGAAAAAAUUUCAGACAAGACAAGUACCAAUACUAGAGAGAUUUGCUCUACUCAUAACAACAACAGUGAUAUGGGCAUAUGCACAUCUAUUAACAGCAAGUGGAGCAUACAAACAUCGACCGGAUUUAACGCAAAAUAGUUGUAGGACAGACAGGGCUAAUCUCAUUUCUUCUGCUCCUUGGAUAAAGAUUCCAUACCCUCUUGAGUGGGGUGCUCCUACAUAUCCUCUUCUACACAUUUCCAUUGCUGCCUUUCAUUAUUACAUUGCUGCCUUAUUCAAUUGCUCCUGAGUUAUUAAUGGAACA